This is a messenger RNA of Mytilus trossulus (common blue mussel), 890 nucleotides long. RefSeq lists its product as uncharacterized. Bases 96 to 635 code for a protein of 179 amino acids. NCBI's taxonomy places the organism in Eukaryota, Metazoa, Mollusca, Bivalvia, Mytilida, Mytilidae. The transcript has 3 exons. The record is from RefSeq and is a predicted model, not a curated record.
CAGCUGAGUACGCAUACACAAUAUGUAUUUCCUGUUCUAAAUUUAUCUACUUUUUUCAUAUACACUACUCGCUUGUCAUACGGUAAAUAGAAGAGAUGUUUUCUUUAAUUGGAAUAUUAGCUUUCAUUUUAUUUGGACUGGAGUCUUUCCAUUUCGUGGGACAUUGCUUGAUUAUGUUCCGAGUUCGCCAGUUACCAAGAAAAGAUUUCGUACGAAUGCGGUUCUAUUUCUUGGUUGAUACAUUAACUGUUUUCCUGUCUUCUUUUGUUGUUUUGGGAACGUUGCAGUGGUUAACAAGUAUCCAGUUGAUACAACAUUUGUAUUAUUAUCUUAUGUGGGAAAAGACUGAUACUGCUAAAAAGAUUGUAAGCUGGAGUUCUUUAGAUUGGACUAGGAGUACAAAGUACGAAGAAUGGCAUAUCUGGUCGAUCAUAGGCACAUUAUUUGACGUGUUUGUUCAUAUGGUUAUGGGUAUUUUGCUGUCCCAACAGCUCACAACAGUACAGAUCAUAUCCUCACUAUUAAUCGCACAGUCAUGGUUGAUUUAUGUUUUAAAUGUUCCAAAGUAUGCAUGGAGCAGCCCUUGGGCAACCCCAGAGUGGGUGGAAAAAAGAAUUAAGCCAUUAGACAAGUAACUUAUCUUUAAAAUUUGAUUUUAAUACACGUGAGCUACAAAAUAUAAAACCACUACGAAUAUGAUGAGAGGACAUAUUUAUUUUUAAAAUACUGAUAAUGAAGAUAAUUUUUGUUUCGCUAAAUAUGGUCGGAGAAAUAACAUUCAUUAAACUAACGUUGACAAAUUGUUGAUUGUAACUAUGAUCCACUUGCCAUUAUUAUUUUUUGCAAUUUUAUGUAAAUAAUUAAUUUGUACAAUAAAAUUUUUAUCCACA